Messenger RNA from Linum trigynum, 420 nucleotides. The record is from the annotation of a GenBank genome assembly. Lineage: Eukaryota; Viridiplantae; Streptophyta; Magnoliopsida; Malpighiales; Linaceae.
AUGGUUGUACGAGGUCCAAAUGGGCAAUUCCUUAUGGCAGCUUCAAAGCGAAUUCCUGGUCGCUGGUCGGUUGAAGAGGCAGAAACCAUUGCAGCAGAGUUUGGAGUGCAGCUUGCGAAGCAACAUCAUCUUAUGAAUCCUAUUUUGGAGACCGACAGCCUCGGCCUUGUUACAAAACUCCAUGAAGCGGAACUGAUCGAGUCGGAGACAGGGAUCCGGUGCAGAAGCAUUCGCCGCAUUCUUGAAGACCUGGGACUGAAUUCCUGGCAGCAUGUUCGCCGUGAAGGAAAUGCUGCUGCCCACCGAAUGGCACAAGCAGAGACGCGGUGGAACGAACAGAUUGUUUGGUUUGAUAAUAGGCCUCCUCCGUUUUUAGUUAACCAAUUAACGCUGGACGCUGUAACCGCUUAUAUUGGUUAA